Salvelinus namaycush (lake trout) is the source of this 579-nucleotide messenger RNA. RefSeq names its product ADP-ribosylation factor-like 4Ca (gene arl4ca). The record is from RefSeq and is a predicted model, not a curated record. Gene Ontology annotation, cellular component: cytoplasm. Gene Ontology annotation, biological process: endocytic recycling; intracellular protein transport. NCBI's taxonomy places the organism in Eukaryota, Metazoa, Chordata, Actinopteri, Salmoniformes, Salmonidae. The coding region runs from base 1 to 579 and encodes 192 amino acids. Gene Ontology annotation, molecular function: GTPase activity; GTP binding. The transcript has a single exon.
AUGGGUAACAGUUUUUCUAACAUAGCUGCUUUUCAGUCCCUGCAUAUUGUCUUGCUGGGUUUAGAUUCCGCCGGUAAAACGACUGUCCUGUACCGCCUGAAAUUCAACGAAUUUGUGAACACUGUUCCCACAAUCGGAUUUAACACCGAGAGAAUCAAACUAAGUAACGGUACCGCCAAAGGGAUCAGUUGUCAUUUUUGGGACGUCGGGGGACAGGAGAAACUAAGACCGUUAUGGAAAUCGUACAGUCGGUGCACGGAUGGCAUUAUUUACGUAGUGGACUCAGUGGACGUGGACAGACUAGAGGAAGCCAAAACAGAACUGCAUAAAGUUACCAAAUUCGCAGAAAACCAAGGGACUCCACUACUGGUGAUAGCCAAUAAGCAGGACUUGCCCAAGUCUCUGCCUGUCCAUGAGAUUGAGAAGCAACUGGCACUGCAUGAGCUCAGCCCUUCUACCACUUACCAUGUCCAGCCUGCAUGUGCCAUCAUCGGUGAAGGGCUCCAUGAAGGCAUGGAUCAACUGUAUGAAAUGAUUGUGAAACGAAGGAAAUCAUUGAAACAAAAGAAAAAGAGAUAA